GCCCAGCAGGUACUAGUAAAUCCUACAUAAUACAUUUAUUAAUAGAAGAUUUCAAAAAAAUAGGCAGAAACUACUUAUUAAUGGCUCCAACCAGAAUUGUCAUCCAAAACAUUGGUGGUUUAAUUAUUCAUUCCGCAUUACGAAUCGCCUCCAACAAAUGA
Dentiscutata heterogama is the source of this 161-nucleotide messenger RNA. NCBI's taxonomy places the organism in Eukaryota, Fungi, Glomeromycota, Glomeromycetes, Diversisporales, Gigasporaceae. The record is from the annotation of a GenBank genome assembly.